AGAAGGCUGAAUAUCAUGAUUAUAUGACACAGCGAACACUGCUGCGGAAGGCGCACCUCUCAAGGUCUCAAGGAGGCAGGAGUAUAUAACGCAGGCGACACCACCACCUGUCACUUCCCGCUGCACAUCUCGCCAUGAAAAGCCAGGUCAUCGUUGGCGCCAUCGUGGCCGUCCUCUUCGCGCUGGCCGGCGCUGAGCCCGAGCCAGAGGCUGACCCCGGCUUCGCCUUUGGUCGCGGACAUGGCGGCGGCGGCUUCAGGGGUCGCGGUUUCAGCCGUGGCGGCUUUGGUCACCACUACGGCAAGAGGAGCGCUGACGCCGAUCCCGAGCCCGGAUUUCUUCACCGUGGCGGCCUUGGCGGCGGCCGUGCAUUCUCCGUCGGCCACAGCGGAUAUUAUGGUCACCAACUUGGCAAGAGGAGCGCUGACGCCGAUCCCGAGCCUGGCUUCCUUUCCUACGGCAGCCGCGGUGGUCACUUCGGCGGGGGUUUCAGCAGCUUUGGUUUUGGUGGACAAAGCAGAUACUACGGCUAGAAAUGUUGAUGCUGAUCCGGACUCCGCGAUUUCCUUUAUUACGGCGGCUGUCAGCUGGAGCUUCAGCACGAGGCAUCCGUUCUCUAGGAAACGAGGGUUACGGAUGAGGCUACAGAGGACACUGCUUUUGUAUCCGGCCUGAACCAAAGGGCAUAAAUAUCUAAAAUAUAUGAUACGUAAAAUA
This is a messenger RNA of Scylla paramamosain (green mud crab), 717 nucleotides long. Its product is annotated as keratin, type I cytoskeletal 9-like. Lineage: Eukaryota; Metazoa; Arthropoda; Malacostraca; Decapoda; Portunidae. The record is from RefSeq and is a predicted model, not a curated record. The transcript has 2 exons. The coding region runs from base 135 to 533 and encodes 132 amino acids.